Molecule: messenger RNA, 2415 nt
Organism: Kuraishia capsulata CBS 1993
Lineage: Eukaryota; Fungi; Ascomycota; Pichiomycetes; Pichiales; Pichiaceae
Exons: 1
Coding region: 1-2415 (804 amino acids)
Biological process (GO): protein ubiquitination; ubiquitin-dependent protein catabolic process
Cellular component (GO): cullin-RING ubiquitin ligase complex
Molecular function (GO): ubiquitin protein ligase binding
Source: RefSeq, a predicted model, not a curated record
AUGUCUGUCGAAGAACGUAGAUCAGAAUAUGGAUCUCUCAGUGAUGUUGUUGAACGCUCUGUUCUUCUCAAGUCUCUUCGGAGAUGCGAUGUGCCUUCGGGGCAAAUGUUGAACACCAUCUCCUUCCCGGAGUAUCACAACAAAGAGCGUUUGGAAACUCUUAGGGACAUGAUUUCCUCUGUGUUGUACGACGAUGGAUCUGAUCUGGAUCACUCAUUCGAAUAUUAUGCUCAACUAGUUGUGCGGCUUUGCAAAAGUGGUCUGGCAGAAGAAGUCGCCAGUACCCUGUUUCGCCAGCUCCAUGAUUAUAUAGAAGAACAUGGUGUCAACGAUCUUGCUCGCAAAGCUGAUAGCAUGGAGCCACAGAACACCCCUCGCGAUCUGGCAAAAAGCUGGGAAAAUCUCAAGAGAACUUUGGAUAAGCUGAGCAGGAUCUUUGUAUACUUGGAGAUGAACUAUCUGAGACCGAAUACUGAGCUCAAUAAGGAUGCAUGGGCCACAUUGUUGCCAUUACGUGAAAAAGGGUAUCUCAAAUAUCCCAGGAUUGAAACCUACGGACUUCUACUUUACUCCUCGGCGUUUGGACCUUCCGAGAGUGGGCUUUCAGUUGAACAGAUGAUGGGCAGAAACUAUUUGGAUCUGGUGUUCCUGGGACUGGCAUAUAACGGUUCGGAAAUGUUUCAGCAAAAUAAUGAUGUUACACCCGAAUCUUUCUUUGAAUAUCUGAGUUCCGUGAAAGAGAUUGACAACUACCAACGACUGGAGUUGUACAAUCGACUGCCUGAUCUGUUUGAAAAGAUAGGGUAUAAAAUGCACUUCCAACUAACUGACGAGAACCCAUUGGAGGAAUAUAUGACCAAGACUGAUGCAAUUUUGAGGAGCAUGUUCAUGAUGGCCGGAUCAAGGUCAGUGUUAAGGGCUUACCGGCGCGAUAUUGUUAACGCGAUGAGAAGAAGCAUGUUUGAGAACGUAUUCGACGCUAUUGAAGAACAGCUUUUGCCCCAGUGGUUUGUCAGCGAAGACCCACAACUGGAAAUUGUAUAUAAAUAUUGCAUGAGGGCUGAAGGUUUGCUUCCAACGCGACUUUUGGACUCGUUCACGGACCACGUCGCGCGACUGAUGAAGGAACUUUUUGAAAAAUACAACGGGGAUAGCGACUAUGCCGAAAGACACAACCUGCCAUUGAAACUCAACGAGAUGACUCAGCGUCUGACUUCUCUUCUGGAAAGUUAUUUCGUGGAUGCAAGACCUGAUGCCUACCACGAGCCAAGACGGAAUGUCUUUGACCAUAAGCUCAAGAUGACAGUCAACGACAUGCUGGAAUCUCAAAGCGAGCUGUUCAACGAUUGUCUUUUGAGAUUCUUUGACCUAUAUGCAAGAGGGCUGAUAUUCAAAAACGGCAAAGAACAGGAAAGCAACGUUCUCCGCGGAUUGGAACAUUUUCUGUCGCUUGGGUUCCUCAAGGACUCACUGGUGCGUAACUAUACAUCCCAACUCUCCAGAAGAAUGCUGAUGUCUUUUGGCACCCCCACACUUGAAAACGAGUUUAGGAUUCUGGAGUUGUUCAAGGAGGUUGCAACGAGAGAAGAAUGGACUGGUGUUGAGCAGAUGUUGAACGAGAUCUUGGCAUCGAAGCAGCAGUUCGACUCGUUUGAGAAAUGGAAGUUACAUCAGAACAUUCCCUCUGUGAAGAGCUCUGAUCUGACCAUACUCUGCCUCAAUCCUGAAAGCUGGCCUCGUGUCCAGUCAUCCCCAAUGUUGAACCUCCCGGAGGAGAUCUCAAAAGAGCUGGAUAACUAUAAUGUCUUUUUCAAAGGAAAUUUUGACUCCAAGUCGCUUGCUUGGGCAUAUUCGUUGCACAACGUGAGCAUAAAUGCUAGAUUUGGUUCUGGGAAUCACCUCAAACAGAUAGUCUGUCCCUCGUUCCAUGCAGUGACACUAUUGGCAUUCAACGAUCAUGAACAGCUUGCAUUCGACCAAUUGUUACAAAUCACCGGAAUGGAUCCACAGAUGCUUCGCGAAGUGAUAAAUGUGCUUACGACGGGCCGCUACAGAUUGCUGUUGCGAUUGGAAAAUGGAAGCUACAGUGCCAACGAUGGAUUCAAGGAAAAGGCCAAGCGGAUCACGAUCAAGAUGACCAAACCAACAAAACGUCAAGAUCACUCGAAAUCAACCGCAGCAACGACGAGCCAGAUAAUAGAAACAGACGAUUUCUUGCGUGCAAGUAUUGUGAGGUUCAUGAAGGCACGGAGAACUGCCACUCACUCAGAGCUGAUGGAGGGAUUGAGAGAGCACUUGCAAGAGCGUGGUCGUACUAUCAACGGUAUCGAGGAUGUCAAAAGAGCUAUCGAGAGUCUCGUGUAUCAAGAAUACAUCACGAGAAAUGGCUUGGAUAGCUAUGACUAUGUCGCUUAA